Molecule: messenger RNA, 651 nt
Organism: Parnassius mnemosyne (clouded apollo)
Lineage: Eukaryota; Metazoa; Arthropoda; Insecta; Lepidoptera; Papilionidae
Source: the annotation of a GenBank genome assembly
AUGGGAUGGUACAAUCCUCAGAAAAUAUUGGGUUCUCUGGCCGUUCCAGAGAUGCGGGCUAGCACUUUAGCAGCAAGAGCUCUUUGUCUAGAUCCAAGCUAUACCAAAGUGCCGUGCGUUGGCGGCACAGAAGGGGAGUCCUUGGUGCCACUUUUCUCAAAAGCCGUUGAAUACUUCGAUUUUACUAGGCAUAAUGCUGAAAUGUUAACUGAAACUGUAAGGUCGACAUCCGCAGCAGUAUCUCGAAACGACGGCGACUGCCCCAAAGCGGCGGAGCUGAGUGAGGCACAUGCUCUAGCCGGUUUGGUGACAAAGGUCGCCAACGCUUUACUUUGUAAAGAUGUCCCACGUGUCACGGGGUUCGUUCAGAUGAAUCCCGGACAAAUAAUUUGCUCCUCAAGAUUCAUGGCGAAUACAGUGGAGAUACAGGGAUCUGGAAUAGCGAAGAACCUUGGACUGCCAAUGUUAUCGGAAACAGAGACCACCCUUAUGAAUAUCGCUUUGAACGAUUUGAGUUAUAAGCAGAAGAUGGUGUCGGACUGGUACGGCAAAUAUUGUAGUUCGUCGAGUCGUCUAGACGCCUGUAAAUUACGAUUCUUUACCCCGAAACAUUUUGAGAGGUUCGACGAUUGUGCUUACACCAAUAUGUAG